AGUACACUGUACUAGCCGAAGCUGAAUGUUUUUUAAACAGGCAACGCACACAAAGGGUUACCAGCCAGAGGGGAAAAAAAGAGUCAUAAAAAGGGGGCCUCUCACUGCAGCCACAGAGGAGGUACCAUAUAACCAUAAGGAGAGUAAAUUUAGAACGGGAGGCCUACUGCAUUAGAGGGAUUCCAGACAUUCCUGCCUUAGCAAUGCUGCAGAGCUGAAAGGGGCUGCCAUCUUAAAUAGCCAAAGCUGGUAAACAAGGUCAUGACAUCACAUAGAUUCUACAGCAACAGAAUCAACAAGAGCUUACAGGAACCUGCAUGUUUCAGAACGGUUUGGAACAAAAGGGUGUUCCAAAUCAGGCAGAUUACUACAGAUGUAUGAAUUACGAUACUACUGUUUAGAACUGAAAGACUACCAGAUUUCACGUUCUGGAGCCAAGUUUCAUGGAUUCAAAUUCCAACACUGUGGUUGUGACUGGCUUUGGUCCCUUUCGACAACACCUCAUUAACUCUAGCUGGGAAGCAGUGAAGGAGAUGUCCAAGUUAGGCCUUGGUGAAAACAUAGAUCUACACAUCAUGCAACUGCCAGUGUCUUACCAAAAAGCAAAGGAGCUCGUCUGUAAAAUAUGGGGGACUCCUCAACCACUACUCACUGUUCACAUUGGACUUGCUUCAUCCUCCAAAGCAAUCAUCCUUGAACAGUGUGGGAAGAACAAAGGCUACAGAGAGAUGGAUGUUUGUGGUUUUUGCCCAGAAGAUGGCUGUUGUCUGUUAGAUGGCCCAGAAAAGAUUGAGUCCACGAUUAAUAUGAAAACUCUCUGGAAAAACAUUUCGGUGGAAGGGAUUGAUAUCGUCUUUUCCAGAGAUGCAGGAAGGUACAUCUGUGAUUAUACCUAUUAUACCUCUCUGUAUUAUGGUAAUGGAAGAGCAGCUUUUAUACAUGUGCCACCAUUAUCCAAAUUGGUAACUGCAGACUUUCUAGGAAAAGCACUACAAAUAAUUAUCUUAGAGAUGUUAAAGCAGUGUGGGGAAAAGAAUGAAUAAAAAGGAUGGUUUACAGAAGACAUGCAAGUUUCUCAGAAUACAGUAAAAUUAUUUUAACCUUCCUCUGAGGCAACCCUUAAGAUUUAAAAACAAAAAACAAACAAAAAUUACAUCGCAUGGGAGGGCAGAAUUAAAAUAUGUUCCAAAAUCCUACAAUAACUUUAGCAAAUUUUUCAUUACAUAAAAAACAAGUAAAACAAAUUACAAACAAAGGAAGAAAUGUAAACAAUCUUUUAGGGGAACGCCAGUGACUGGUGACUUAUCUUGCUAAUGGUAACAAAUUUGCUUCUGAUUUAGGAUAAAAGGAAAAUUCUCAAGAAAAUGGUAUUUAAAAGGCUACCUUGCUCAAACCCCAAAGACUUGUGAAAUGUCAAGAUACAAAUUGCUUUAAAAAGCACUUUGAAAGUUUGUUCCUGCUGUCCGAUAUGCAGGUAGACUUCGUAUAGCUUACAUAAUAAAUUGCAGUGAUGUGCAUGAUUAUGACCAUACAAAAUUAUAACUUCAUAUACACACAAGGGAGAAUUUUAUCCCCCGAGCCCAGGAGACUAGAUCAGCCAUACGAAAGCUCUCAUUUGUGGAAAAUCACAUGCAAUGCUCCCAUCUUGUGGGCCUUUAAAAUAACCCCACACCCACAGCAGUUUCCCUGUAUGUGCCAAACUACUGUCCCCCCCCUCAAAAACCCACAAAGCUUUUCAGUGGUGACCCUUGCAUUUGCUUUCAGGAUGCAUUAGCAGGAACCACCUUUGAAAGGCUUAGUGUGUUUUUAGGGAGAGAGCUGUCAUUUGACACGAAGGAGAUGGUAUCACUUCCUGCUGGUAUUGUGCGCCUGCGCAUCCAAAGCAGACUGUAAACGUCUUUUGAUGAAUUAGGGAUUACAACCGAAAAUGGAUUUUUCCAAUUUGGCAACAACAACAAUUCAGUUAUUAAGCUGGAUUUUAAUCACAAGAAAAGAACACUUACCCCAUGCUCUAGGUGUCCAUGCUGUCAAGGAAAAAGGCAAUAUUUAUACACAGUACAGCACUGGGGAAGAGACUCCCAGGUCAGAUGGUCCCAGGCCAUUCAGAGCUUUAUAGAUCAAAACCCAACAGCUUACGUUCCCACAGGAAGGGCAACUCAUGGAGCACCAGGGCUCCAUGCUUUGUCGGGGCAGACUAUCCCAUUGAAAAAGUAGGCUGGCUGCAUUCUACUCUAGUUUCAGCUUCUGAAUGGAUUUAAAGGUGUCAUUUCUCAAAAUGAGUAUUGCUGGAAUCCAAUCUCACACCAAUAAAGGCACAGAUCACGGUAGGACCGUCUGCAUGUAAGAGAAAAGAAUGACCUUUUAGCCAUACUGAUGGAAAGCGGAGUCUUGGUCACUGCUGCCGUUAGAUCAUCAAAAGCGGCUGGGAAUCAAACCAGAAUCCUUGGUAACGAACAGUGACAUGUUUUCAGCCAAAUCCUUUCACUGCUCUCAUCCACAGACAAACACGUUAAAAUACACUUCCAUAUUCCAUUCUCUGGACUGGACGGGACACAGGCAUGAAGUAGGAUGUCACUGUUGCACUCAAAGCACCUCAGCCCAUAUUCUCCUUGGUAACCUCAGUAAUGGCUUCACAUUCACGCUGAAUAAUAAGAGGGGAGACCGAACAGCCAUUGGGACGGGAGAGGAAUCACGCAACUGGACCCUUUGGGAUUUCUUCAAAGGAAAGAUAUGGGAACAACCUAAAAGCAGGCCCAACCCUCACAUCUGGUACCAUAUCAACACCACCUCAGUGACAAAGACAGCAGAUAGAUAUAUCAGCACAGAGGCCUGAUCUUUAUCCAACUCCAAGCUAUGGUCGUCAUGCCGUAAGUGCAGUCUGUGUGUCGUAAACCCUGAAUGACAAGGGUCAAAUGCAUGAAGAUACCAACAGCUGUCUUGCCAUAACCUUUUCCAUAGUCUUAGUAGAAAAUGCACUCGGGUACUGGUUGAUUAAAAUUAGACUGCCUGGGUCUAGAGAUGGCUGUGAGCAGUGGCUGGACAUACGCUUCCUUCAAAGAAAUCAGCACCUUGCCUUCUUCAAAGAAGCCUACAACCUCCACAAGUAACGGACUCAAAGUCUCCUGGGGCUUCAACAAUCAAGCUCAGUGACACUGUCUGGAACUCAAACAGGGAAGGCCUAGCAUUUAUACACUAAACGGAUGUGAUAUCUUAAAACUGACCUGUCCUGCAAUACAGGAAUAUUUUAGUUAGCCUGCCCCCUACACAGUUUUUACGUUUAAAAAAAAAAAGCUAUCCACUACAGGAGAGGUAGAAUUUUUAGUUUUCUGGGACUAUACUUUCUUUGCUUAAGUUCGGGCUAGCAAAUAACAAAAAUCAGAAGACAGACAACUGCAUACAGAAUUAUUUUAUUUAACUUAAAUCAUGUAGUACUGUAACUACUAGAAAAAAGCAGAGUAAGAGAAACUAAAGGAGCCAUUCAAAAUAGACAAAGUUUCUUUUUUUCAUAAUGUAAAGAAUCCAGAGUAUAUCGCAAUAACAGGAAUAAAUUCUUACAACAGAAUAUACAAAAACAUUUUGAAAUUUUUUUUUUAUCUACUGAUUCAUUUUAAUAUAAACACAGGAAUUUCUUUAGGAAUAAUUUAUACACAGCAAGUCUUUUUUAAUGUAAUAAAUUGGCCAUGUUAUUACUGUUUUAAUUUUUUUUUAAAAAAAGCUUUUUUAAACAAGAAAACUUGGUAAAUGUUGUAUUUGCAAAUGCAUCAGUUCCAUAGCGCUUUCUAGUUUUGCUUUUGUCCCAGAGGUAGACAAACUCUGGCCAAUCCUUUCAACUCAAACCUCACUGGUUUAGAAAACAGAAAGAUAAUUCUCAAAGGCAUCUAAACCAUCCAUAAUCUUCAAAAGGUAGGGGAGGAGAAAUGUUCAGUCUAAUUUGGAAAAAAAAAUAGGAUCUUCGGUAUUCUUAUUUAAAUAAAAAUAAAUAGGGACCCUUCCUUGUUCAUCUCAACAAAGCUCUAAUGAUGCUAGAUAUCCACAUAAAUUGUAUAGGCUGCAUACAAAACCAUCGUAUUUGAAGUGAUAAGAAAUCUGUAAACAUAGUUUUCUUUAAUUCAAUGAUAACUAUGAAAACUGCCUUUCAUCAUGCUGUCUAUUACACAGUCACAUCCUUCAACCCUCCUGGCAACAACAAGAAAAAACGGUACUGAAUAACACAACUAAGACUGCUUAGCAGCAAUACCUAUUCUGUUUCCAUAACCAAUGAGGUUCUUUCAAUCCAUUAACUGCACUAUACAGUAAAGUGAAAUGACCAGUUAAGAUGAUCCCACCCCAACCAGAGGGUUCUGGAAGACCAGGAUACUGAAGAUACAGAACAUUUUCCCAACCUCUUUAUUUACUCAUUUACUGUACACCGGGACACAAAGCUUGGGGGAAAAGGGAUGAACCAUGAGCUGGACAAGUUAAUGAUCCUUUUUGGCAUAUUGUAAAGCUAGCUAGUAAACUGGUGCCAUCAAAAAAAAAAAUGAGCAUAUACAAACACACACACGAAAGUGCCUUUAAAUUAUUUUAUAGGCAUUUAUAAACUACAAACAUUUUAUAAAAUUAUUCUAUGUAUUAUUAUUCCAUGUACUACAAAAUGCAAUGAAACAUUUAAUUAGUUCUUGUAAACCAGAUCUCUGUCAACUGACUACCCGUAAUCUACUGGACUUAAAAGCCCUAUUGAAAAUGCUAAUGGAUUAACUAAUCAACAUAAUGCAUACAAAAAAGGUGACCACGUGCACAUGCACACAUACUAUUGAUAGUCAUAUGGUACUUGCAAACAGACUGACUGAGAGCUGAUGCACAGCAAUUCAUAUUGACCAAUGACCUCUGUAAACCUCCUGGUAAUGAAUUUUCCUCCACAGCUGGGAAAUUAAGAGGUUUAUUUACAAGUACCAAAUGAUUAGAAUGAUGAUGCCUGAGCCUCGAUGCCGUUCCACAUACCAAGCUCUGGAACUAUCGCUAACUUCUGCCAAGCCCCGUGUCUUUGUGAAUAUGCUUUUCCAUCCUUUGUUCUCAUCUCUCCGCCCUACCAUUCUCAAUUCCAACUCACCGGGCUGAGUUUCUUAAAAGUAAUCUAAACACCUUUACUCAGAACAACCGGUCUUCUGGAUCGAGGCACUCGCUGAGCCCCUGACUACCCACAGUUCUGUAUCUUCAGCACCUCUGGCAAUUAAUGUUUAAUCUGCAUCAUCCUUUAUUUGUAAGUAUUGUUUGCAUCAACUACGUAGAGUGGAGCUGCAAUAUCCGGCUUUCACUGGUUAAUAAGGAGUGGAUCUCUUGCACUUUCCCCCAUUGUUGCUUAGCCCAGUGAUUAAAUACAUUGUUGAUAAACAAAAUAAAAAGAGUAACAGAAGAAAGUGUUACUUGUACUACUGGAAUGAAAAGGGUUUUAAAAAUAUACAUAGAUGUAUACCAACAACAGGAGCAUCAUUCAUUUAGGCUUGGAUUGUACUUAACAACCCUCAGCAGUUCCCAGAGGAUCUAAUAGCAGUUCCAUCUGGUGACCAGUCAUCCUGGGCAAACUGGGCUUUUUAUUGACACCAACAGGAGCAUCAGUGCAAACAAAUCUAGAGUCAGACAUCACUUAGAACCAGCUUUAAAGAACCGAGGCAUCACACCGAGAAAGAGGCUUGGUGGAACAUAUGCUGGCCUCAAGUUUUGCAUCAUACUUGGCUUCUGUGUCUAGUCUAUUACCCCAACAAAAAGAAUAUCAGAUUUAGUACCAAGCAUGUGAUGCUUCUGUAUUUAUACAAUAGUCACCUUCCUUUGCAACCAAACCACCUUCUGUACCACUGAAAGAUUGAACAAUGAGAAAAUCAGAGGAAAAGAAUGGCCCAAAUACUUAAAUCAAAGUUUCUUGCUCCCUUAGUGAUGCCAAUUUGUUAUUGGUAUCUUGGUACCAUUUGUCAGAAUGCUUGUUUUGUGGGUUGGGUGGGUUUUUGGUUUUUUUUUCAAUCAUGCUCAGAAAUAGGAUUACUACAGUUUUAUUCAAACACAGCUGAAGUUCUAAAUUCUCCAUACCAGCAAGCCAGUGGUCUCUCAGGAAAAGGAAGCAUUACACGCCAUUUUAUGCCAAUAUCAAGCCAUUAAUUCACCGUUGUUCAAAUGCACAAACAAUGUUAUUUACUGUCAAAGGGAGGUCUGCAUGAAAAACCCAUGUGGAUAAAGCUAUUCAGAAUGCACAACACAACAACAACAAAAUGCUGUAGAAACCAAUACGGAAUUAGGCUAGAAUUGUGAGCAGAAAAUACAAUGGUAUUGUUAAGGUGGUUUGGUCCCAAGAGAGCUGACUUUGUCAUCACACAUGCAUACUUUGUUUAGUCACAUGACUGCCUUUCAUUUAAGUGCUUUUGAAAUGUUUAUCAUGAUGGGGUACUAUAUUGUUAGUGUUUUUACCUAAUAUUUUUUGUAACCACCUACAUAAUUAAAAAAAAAACAUUAACUUGGACAGUUUUAACAAAACCCUCAUAGCCAGCUGAAAGAUCUGAGGAUCUCCAGUUGUGGAAAUCAAUAUGUGCAAGAGAGAGGAGCAGUCACUACACCAAAAGGUCACUGUCAAAUUAGGGAAAUUAAAAAACAAAAAGGAAACCCAGUCAAUCUGAAAUGUUGUUGGUUUUUUCUGGUGUUAGGGAGAAACACUCCCUCCAAAGACAAACUCUGUCGUACUUAACCGCAGCACUGUAUAUUCAAGAGGCCAUGUACAUCUCAAAGUAGCCAAGCGCCAUAUUAUUCAGAUACCACAACUAACACCUGCAUGAACAGCUGCCAGAAUCAGAAAAAGAGAAACAUUAUACAUCGUGUUAAUGGCAGGCUUGUGUUAUGUUAGUACUGUACGCUUGUAAACCAGUUAAGCACUGUCAGAGGGAAGUCAGAAUUUGACGGCUGAUCCGUCAGAAAAUCCAGAGUGAUGAAGUAUGCGUACAGAGGGGGUUGGGAGGGACUGGAUUUCUACUGGCACAUUCAAAUUUCCCAUUAAAUGUUUAGUUUUGAGAAAUCAGGGCUCUUGCCAAACAGAAGCAGCAAAAGUAAAGAUCCCAAGUUGUAAACUCAGUGUAGUGUUAUCAGGUAGCCUGUGACAUUUUUUGCCCUGUUUGAUUUGGUCAAGAAAGCAAUACUACCACUGUAUGCUCCAAUUUAUUUUUAGGUAUUGAUUCAGUCAGAUGUCCUUUGGGUGCUUGUGGCAUCUGAGAAAAAUUGGCAAGAAUGACUUAGCCCACUCUUAAGGAUUAACAGAAAGGCCGUUUAUUUCAUUCUAGCAACCCUAGACCUUCAAACAAUUAGCUUCCAUAAUGAAUUUGACCAAAUAUCAUCAUCCAAUCCCCUUCCAGCAGUCCACUCUGUCCCAAAUCAGCAGAACAUAAUGUUUUCUAGACCAUGACUGCAAUGACAGUGCAUUUCACAGCUUCCGAGACUCCUUAAAGAAUGGUGGUCUUAAGUCAAACGAUUCUCAGGUGUGUCUCUUCCCCUCCUCCCAACAUACAUCUUAAAAAUGCUACCAAGAAAAGGGCAAACUGCUAUAAAAUAACAUGAGAACAACCCUCUGAAGUGACCCUUUGGGAAACGUAGCGACCGCUUCUCUCCAAAACCUGGAGUAUGUGGUUUGUAGAGUGAGUGAGAAGUUACCAGUAUCAACGGCAUUUCUAUCGGCUGCUGAGAAAUGUGAGAUGUAUUUUUUUUAUAUAUACACAUAUAAAAAAAUAAGAGUGAGGUAGAUAAAUGUUUGAAAAAAAUCAAAAACUGUCCCCCUGUCAUACUUGAAAACCCUUAUCUCAGUAUUUAAAUUUAUUAUGGGGCAUCUCUACAGUGAUUUAAACUGAUAUCACAAAAAUAAA
This is a messenger RNA of Chrysemys picta bellii (western painted turtle), 7871 nucleotides long. It is a transcript of the gene PGPEP1L, whose product is annotated as pyroglutamyl-peptidase I like. Gene Ontology annotation, molecular function: pyroglutamyl-peptidase activity. Gene Ontology annotation, cellular component: cytosol. The record is from RefSeq and is a predicted model, not a curated record. Gene Ontology annotation, biological process: proteolysis. NCBI's taxonomy places the organism in Eukaryota, Metazoa, Chordata, Testudines, Emydidae.